ACAGCUCAGCUGAGCUCCAGCUGUCACUCUGAAAGCCCCACAGAAGUCUCAAAGCUGCACAGUUCCCACCUCUUCUGCCUCACUGGUUUUCACAGUUUAAGCUUUUUAUAGUCCUGGAGUAACUUUCAAGGAAGCAUUGGGAUUAAAAAAAGAAACCUAAAAGAAAAGAAGGAGAGGAGUUGUGGGACUGAUACUCAGCCUGAGACUUUAACCAAGCUUCAUAGGAUCAGACACCCAGGAGGACCAUCUGUGCAUCGGAGCAAAGACUCCGCUCACGAAAGAACGCUGCCAUGCCAACUGUAAAAAGCAAAAAGAAGAAGGUGAAAAAGGAGAUCAGCGAAGGAGAGGAGCAAAGAGAAGUUGCUUUGGAGGUGGAGGUGGAGAACAUCACAAACAGGAGCAACUCUGACAGCAGAGACCCUUUGACCCCAGAUUUGCAGGAGCCAGCACCACAGAAGAAGAAGAAAAGGAAGAAGACCUCAACAAUAGGCCAGGAAGCAGAGCGACCUGAGCUACCAAAUGGUAACACCUCAGAUGCAGUGAUGGAGGGGGAAGAAACGAGUGUUGCUGUCACCAGAAAAACAAAAAGGAAGAGGAAGGCAAAAGCCACGGAACACCACAGCCAUGACCUGGAAGCUGAAGAAGAUGACAUUAUUACAGAAUCCCAGUCACCUAUCUCGCCAAAUUCCCUGUUUUCUGCCCCUCAUGGACACAGUCAGCCAUUUGGAAAAGUCUUUGUGGAGAGGAAUCGGCGUUUCCAUGCAGACCGUGUGGAGCAGCUGCGGCACUCAGAGCUUGUAGAUGACUACAUGGACCCCAGACACAUCUGGACCACCAGAGACGUGGCUUUGAAAGUUCACAGCAGCUUUAGGGUCAUCGGUCUGUUCUGUCACGGCUUCCUGGCGGGCUACGCUGUGUGGAACAUUAUUGUUGUGUACGUGCUGGCAGGUGAGCAGAUGACCACACUGGCCAACCUGCUGCAGCAGUACCACUCGCUGGCCUACCCCGCCCAGUCUCUGCUGUACCUGCUGCUGGCCAUCAGCACUGUGUCUGCUUUCGACAGAGUGAACUUGGCCAAAACUUCCAUGGCCCUGAGAGGCUUCCUCACCCUUGACCCUGUUGCCCUGGCUUCAUUCUUGUAUUUUAUAGCUCUGAUUUUGUCGCUGAGCCAGCAGAUGACCAGUGAUCGCAUUAACCUCUAUCUUACCGCCAACGAGACUCUCUGGCCUCCUGGGUCAGAGCAGCAGAUCCUGCGGCCCUGGAUUGCAGUGAACCUGGUGGUGGCGCUCUUGGUGGGUGUGGCCUGGGCUGUCAUCUCCACUCGGCCCGACAUUGAUUAUACAGAAGAGUUUUUAAUGACAAUGGAGGUGGAGGGAUACCCCAGAGGAGAGGAAAACCAGGAUAUUCCUGCUUAAAACCUGUUUUUUCCAGCAAGUCUACAUGUCUUUUCAUAAUCCCAUGAAGUGUUAUUGUUCAAAAAAUGUUUUUUUUUACUAUACCAAACAUUUAAAAGCUGCAUACCAGAGGUGUUUUUGUAAAAUAAAAAAAAUAAAAAUAU
Messenger RNA from Oryzias latipes (Japanese medaka), 1558 nucleotides. RefSeq names its product transmembrane protein 237A. Gene Ontology annotation, biological process: cilium assembly. Gene Ontology annotation, cellular component: ciliary transition zone. The record is from RefSeq and is a predicted model, not a curated record. Lineage: Eukaryota; Metazoa; Chordata; Actinopteri; Beloniformes; Adrianichthyidae.